UCGGGGUUUUAGUUCCAGUUCCAUCACAUUCCAUGUUUAUGUAUGAUGAAGAAUGAAUCUGGGUAUGUAUUUUUAUUCUAAGUACCAUCAACAUAUGAAAACUCUUCUUGAAAUCACAACGUCCAGAGACGAGCUGCUGCUCAGAAGAUCCCUGCGGUGACAACCAUGAAUUUGCCGUCCAGAGAGGAGUGUGAAGGGUGGGACCAGGUGAAAGUGGCUCUUUUUAUGUGUAAGAAUAAUAUGCAAGACUGUGCUGCAACUGUGACCAGAUUAAAAAUUGAUGGAGUCCGACUUCUGAAUCUGACUGAGAAUGAAAUCAGGAAGUUCAGCCUCCUUCAGCAGCCGCAACUUCAGAAAAUGGUUCAAGACAUCAAGAAAAAUGAGGGCAGUCUGCUGAAUAAAAUCAGAAGAUUGAAAACCAAACCACGUCCAAACCUUCCUGCCAGAGACUACAAAGACCACAGAGAAAAUGAUGAAGGCUCUGAUCCAGAAUAUAACAAUCCAUGUGAGGACACACCUGAUGACAGUUAUGAGCCUCCCCCAGUCCACAGGGAGUUCACUGGACGUCCCUUUGCUGCCCUGCCAAGGGGGGAAUAUCUAGACAGUUGUCAUGUUCGACCAAGCCGACCACCCAGGAAGCCGCUCCGGCCUGAUAAGGCCUCCAGACAACUGCCUCCUGAACCCUCCCAACCAGAUAGUGACAAAGAUGAAGACUACAUAGACCCAGAUCCCAAUGGUGAGGACGACUACAUAGAACCCACAGACAAUUCAUCCACAAGUGGAAAGAGAGCAGGAGGCGACUAUCCCACUCUACCUCCAGCUUUACCAGACCGUCCAUCCAGUCCUAAUGAUUUAUAUGAAGAACCUGAAAAAGAGAAGUCACCUUCACCUCCCCAGAGAAACAGAUUUUGUCCGCCUCCUUCCAAACAGUGUCCUUCUGUACCAAAGCCCAGCCCAAGGCUCAACAACUGGGGAUCCACCCUCUCUGCCCAGCAGCCCACAGACGAUGAUGAAUAUGAACUUUGUGAUCAAGAUAACAGUUCCAAUCAUAAACCUCCAGGUGGUCCUCCCCCGCCUCGUCUACCAAAACCAACUCCAAGAGAGAGGUCACCAAAGCCGCCUGUAUUACCGAGGCAAGAUUUGAAACCAAGACAAUUUGAAAGUGCCUCCCUGCCUUCGAUGCACUCUGAACCGAAACCAACUCCAAAAGCUUUCUCCCUGGAUCAAAAGCGACCAAAAAUCCCUCUUCCACAGAUUACACCACCCAAACCAGCUGAGAAGGGCAGCACUGUUGCAGAAAAUGCUUCAACAGACCAAGAUAAGGAUGGUGAUGUUUACAACAAACCCUGGUUUGCCAGCACAUGUGACCGCAAGACUGCAGAUGACGCUUUAUUGCGAUCUAACAUGGACGGAGCGUUCCUGGUGAGAAAGAGCUCUGGUCAGGAUGUGCAGCAGCCCUACACGUUAGUGGUCUUUUACAAUGGAAGAGUCUACAACAUCCCAAUACGCUUUGUGCCGAGCACAAGGCAGUAUGCUCUGGGAAGAGAGAAGAAAGGAGAGGAGUACUUCAGCAGUGUCUCCCACAUCAUAGAGAACCACCAGAGGAAUCUUCUGGUCCUGAUCGACAGUCAGAGCAACACCAAAGACGCCACCAAGCUGUGUCAUCCUGUAAAGCCGUAGACGACUCCAUCAGUCAGACGACUGAUUCAGAACUUCUGAGCUUCACAAUCCGAGGCCCGUGUUCUUUCACUUUACAACUUCCCUGCCCAUCAGUGUUUUAAAGUAAAC
This is a messenger RNA of Cyprinodon tularosa, 1788 nucleotides long. RefSeq names its product B cell linker (gene blnk). Gene Ontology annotation, biological process: cell surface receptor protein tyrosine kinase signaling pathway; intracellular signal transduction. The coding region runs from base 166 to 1680 and encodes 504 amino acids. The record is from RefSeq and is a predicted model, not a curated record. The transcript has 24 exons. NCBI's taxonomy places the organism in Eukaryota, Metazoa, Chordata, Actinopteri, Cyprinodontiformes, Cyprinodontidae.